Molecule: messenger RNA, 907 nt
Organism: Mercurialis annua (annual mercury)
Lineage: Eukaryota; Viridiplantae; Streptophyta; Magnoliopsida; Malpighiales; Euphorbiaceae
Product: methylesterase 10-like
Exons: 3
Coding region: 97-885 (262 amino acids)
Biological process (GO): jasmonic acid metabolic process; salicylic acid metabolic process
Molecular function (GO): methyl salicylate esterase activity; methyl jasmonate esterase activity; methyl indole-3-acetate esterase activity
Source: RefSeq, a predicted model, not a curated record
UAUUCCAGGGACUAUGGGUGUAUAAAGUAAGCUUCUUCAUGAACCAAUAAAAAGCUAAGCUAGUUCCUUACAUAAACAUCACAUCAAAUUAACCAAAUGGGAAAUGAAAAACAUUUUGUUUUAGUUCAUGGAGCUUGCCAUGGAGCAUGGUGCUGGUACAAGCUAGUAACCCUACUUAAACAAGCCGGCCACCGUGCCACCGCCUUGGACCUUGGAGCUUCUGGUAUUCAUCCAUGGCAGCUUGAUGAUGAGGUUUCUUCAAUUUCAGAUUACUUGCAGCCUUUGACAGAUUUCAUGGCUUCUCUUCCUGAGAAUAACAAAGUUGUUCUUGUUGGUCAUAGCUAUGCUGGUCUCUGUAUUUCUUUAGCUAUGGAGAAUUUUCCUGAGAAAAUUUCUGUUGCUGUGUUUGUUUCAGCUUAUUUGCCUAGUUUCAAUUCUUCACCGGGAAAUCUCAUACAACAAUAUUUCAAAAGAACUUCGGUGGAGUCAUUAAUGGAUUGCCAAUUUAAAUUUGGCAAUGGAAUAGAAAAGCCUCCAACUUCAGCAAUUUUUGGUCCAGAAUACAUGAAGAUUAAGGUGUACAAGUAUUGCAAUCCAGAGGAUCUUGAACUAGCUAAUAUGUUGAUAAGACCGACUGGAUUAUUUGUCGAUGAUUUUUCCGGUGAUUCUCUGCUAACGGAAGCGAAAUUCGGGUCAGUUCGUCGAGUUUUUAUAGUGUGUGAAGAAGAUGAAGUGAUGGAUGAAGAAUUUCAACGGUUGAUGAUCAAGAAUAGCCAACCUCAUGAAGUCAAAGUGAUUAGGGAAGCUGGCCAUAUGAUUAUGCUUUCAAAGCCGAAAGAGCUUUAUUUAUGCAUGGAAGAAAUUUCUGAGAAGUAUUACAAUUAAAAAUUACUCCCUUCGAUUAAAA